CGACCACUCAGUCGAGUCGUGGAGUGCGCGCGCGGCGACUGUCUGCCGCUCGAUAGUGCCAUAUUUAGUCAGCUGUCAACAAAUAUUGUGUUUUGUGAAGUGACAGUUGUUCAAAAUGGCGCUCUUUAAACUAGUGUUAUGUCUGAGUUUCCUGCACAUGGCAGCGGCUAAAGGAUCAGAAGCUCAAAUAGAAUGCACGCCAGAAUACAUGAAGGUCACUGUGCCAAUGGAUGGGGAUAGGAAAAUAUCUUACCUCGAUCAACUAAAAGACUAUUCCCCAUGCCAACCCAUCAUGGAGGGUACAGCCGCGUCCUACAUGUUGGACCUUCAGGAUUACCACAAAUGUGCUGUCACUAAAGUGCUUAAUAAAAUUACCGGCAAACGCACAUACUACCACAAGAUUGUAAUCGAAACGCAAUCAGGCGAUCGGGAAACUGUCACAGUGCGUUGUGUUGUCACUAACAAGAGGGCGAUCACACGGCGGGCGGUCGAACCGUUCCCUUUGGACUUUAGUGAGCCGGAUGUACUUGACAUAACUCGAUAUGAAGAAGGACGAGCGCCUGAACCGAUUUUGGGUGCGAUCGUGAGACAAAAUGGGAAACAGGUAUCCGGGGAAAUAUCCGUGUCCCCGGGAACUCCGCUAUCCAUGGAGAUAUUCCUGGACAACUCGUCUGCGCCAGUAUAUGGACUCCUUGUUAAUUACAUGCACGUCACUGAUACUGGGAAACAACAGGAAACUAUUAUUUUUAAUGGGUGUUCCAUAGACCCGUACUUAUUCGAUAACUUCAUGACAAAAGAUGGAGAUAACUUAACCGCUAACUUCAAGGCGUUUAAGUUUCCAGAUACAACUUAUGUUCAGUUCAAAGGGACGGUUACUGUUUGCUUGGAUAAAUGUCAGGGGGUACAAUGCAGUAACGGUGUAACAGCAUACGGCAGGAAACGCCGGGAAAUAUCAACUAGCGCGGACGCUAAUAAAGUAUAUGAGGUUUCGUUAACUACCUUCAUUAAAGUGGACUAUGUUGAUGGAAAUAGAGAGGCUGAAGACAUUUAUGCGCUACUAAAAAAAUUAAAAGUAGCCAAUCAACUACUAGGCGAUACAGACGGAACUCCAGCAACAGUUGCCGAGCACACACAGGACAACAAACUAGUUAUACAAAAAUCCAACACUAAUAAUAAUAAAUAUAGCGCUUUGUUAAUUUUUAUUUCCCUCGCUUUACUCAUUUUCAAGUAAAUUGAAAAAAAUGACAAAAAAAUGUGUGCGUGUACUAGUGUACACACGUAAGAAGUGAAACUUCUUUAUGACCUUAUUUUUCAAAAAAUAAUUUUCUAUAUGCUUUAACUUUACAGAAAUAAUCACGCGUGGUAGGGAUAAGAAAAAAAUGGCGCGUAACGGAAAAAUGUCACGCGUAACGAAAAAAUGUUGCACUAAAUUUUUUUCCAACCCCGAUAAAGAAGUUUCACUUCAAAAAAUGGCAACACUAAAAUAUCUGUAAAAAAACGAUUGCGCAAAAUGGCGACACUGAAAUCUGUAAAAAAAAUGCACAGAUAAAAAAUGGAGAAGAAGUUUUAUUUGUGAUCUCAGUGAACGAUUUAUUUCAAUACGAAAAAUAUGAUUUUAAAACAUGCUAAUAUCGAUUUUAAUACAUAAAGUAUUAUCUAUUUGUAUUUGGGACUAAAUAAUUGUAAUAACAAUAUUUCAAAAUAUUGAUUUUUGUGGUAUUUUAUACAAAAUAAUUGUAAAAACUUGUAUUAGUCAGUUCUUUAAAGAAACGAAUCGUCAAUGGCGGCGCUUAUCAUUCCCUCUCGCUCACACACGGCCGUACGGUAUGCAAAAAAAAAGGGAAAAAUAAAAUCACUAAAAUGUAUUUGAUUUUCCCUAUAAUAGUUUUUAUCGUAAAUGUACAAUGACAAUUAUGCAUUUGCGAAAGUAUAUAUAAUGUUUUAUUGGAAUUUGACAAAAUAUGUUCUUUGGGAAAAGUUGUUUAGUUUGGGCUUAUUACAAGUAUUAAGGGGAUUUUAUUACAUUCUGUAUACGUUAAUAUGAUAAUUCAUAUAAAUACACAAAUACAAUAACAAAAAAGUUUGUCAACAAACAAUUUGAAAUAAUUAUCAAUUUACGUUAUUUUUAUUUUCUUUUUUGCUGAUCCUACCAUCUGUCAAAGUCAGCAUUGGCCGCCAUUGAAGAUUCGUUUCUUUAUUGAACUGACUAAUGUCUAAUAUAUAUGUAUUUUACUCAACUAUAACAACUUUACUCGACUAGGAUAUAAUAAUUAUAAAAAUCCGUCCAAAACUUAAAUAUAACGAACCCGUCCAUUUUAAUAAAAGUUAAUUUAAAAUAAGUGCCUUCCUAAUUUAGUUAAUGCUGUCGCAUUUAAGCCCACUAGUCUUAAAAUAAAAUUAAACCAUAAGAAAUAGUUAAUUUCUACCAUUUUCUACCAUAGACAUAAGAUGCUUUAUUUCAUUUUAAUAGUUUUUAAUACAACCAUAAUUUUAUUGUCUGACUGUAUUUUUUAUACUCCUGUUACAAAUAAAAUUGUGUUUUAAAAGUUACUAAUUCAUAGAAAAAUUACGAAUUUUCAAUGCUUUUUAAAUAACAGUGUCUAAAAAAACCUCUUAUUUACUCGAUAUUAAUUUCAAUUAUAACAUUGAGGUGCUUCGAAUACGUAUUUCUCAUUUGUGAUUCAUAAUUUGUAAUAAGUAGAUUAACGUGAAUAAAGUUAUUAUUUUACUAA
Messenger RNA from Colias croceus (clouded yellow), 2732 nucleotides. RefSeq lists its product as uncharacterized. The transcript is spliced from 10 exons. The record is from RefSeq and is a predicted model, not a curated record. The coding region runs from base 116 to 1231 and encodes 371 amino acids. Lineage: Eukaryota; Metazoa; Arthropoda; Insecta; Lepidoptera; Pieridae.